Molecule: messenger RNA, 3898 nt
Organism: Odontomachus brunneus
Lineage: Eukaryota; Metazoa; Arthropoda; Insecta; Hymenoptera; Formicidae
Gene: mib2
Product: E3 ubiquitin-protein ligase MIB2
Exons: 13
Coding region: 450-3461 (1003 amino acids)
Biological process (GO): protein ubiquitination
Cellular component (GO): cytoplasm
Molecular function (GO): protein binding; ubiquitin-protein transferase activity; zinc ion binding
Source: RefSeq, a predicted model, not a curated record
AGUCUUUAUCUUCAAAUAGUAUUAAUGAUGAAAAUCAAAAGACCUUUUUAUUGUCAAAUAAUACAAUUCAAUAGCAGGUCAUUGCCUUGUAGCGUCGUGUCAACGGUCGAGACGACGUUGCUGAGGGAGGCGUUAACAGUGGAAUUUAUUUGUAAGGUCGACUGUCAUCAGUAACGGAGACUUCUACAUCGUCGUGCCGGCGAUGGAGCGUGCGUAAUCCUACGGCGAUGAUGCUGCGUAAUGUCGGCUUUUCCCCACGGACCGUUUUCAGCUACAGCACGCUCCUCGCCACCACCAGCCACGGCAGUAUUCGCCAGGCACGAUCUAACGGAUUAUCGACUACGUCGGCCGCGCCGCCACUUCGCCGCAUAUGAUUCAUAGGGAUCGUGCUCGUACGACCGAGCUCAAGAUUGUUUCAGGGUUAAAAGCCAAAUUUGAUAUAAUCGAAGAUGUUAGAAGUCGGCUUGAGAGUUGUUCGCGGACCAGAUUGGAAGUGGGACGAUCAAGAUGCUGGCGAAGGCCAUGCCGGCACAGUAGUAGAGAUCGGGAAACCCCCAUCUACAGGAAACUCGGCUUCCAGUCCAAAUCCUGCCGACCGAACGCCGGACAAGACAGUAAUCGUCCAAUGGGAUCAUGGCUCCAGAAGUAAUUACAGAAUCGGAUAUCAAGGUGCUUACGAUUUGUUGGUAUUCGACAAUGCCUCCGCCGGCGUCAAGCACUCCAAUAUUAUCUGUGAUGGAUGCAAGAGACACGGGAUCAGCGGCAUCAGGUGGAAGUGUUCGCAGUGCUUCGAUUACGACCUCUGCACACAGUGCUACAUGGGCGACGUGCAUGACUUAACGCAUACGUUUAAGCGAUUUCAAACGGCCAAUGCCGUGGGGGUCCAAUUAACGCCAAGAGAAGGCUGCACCAAGGUGCCGUUAAAGGGAAUCUUCAUAGGAGCAAAGGUCAUGCGUGGUCCAGAUUGGGAAUGGGGAAACCAAGACGGUGGUCGUGGAAAAACCGGCAGGGUCAUGGACAUUCGAGGAUGGGAUAACGAGAGCUGUCGGUCCGUUGCCACUGUCACAUGGUCUACAGGCAGCACAAAUGUAUAUCGAUUGGGCUACAAGGGUUGCGUGGACUUGUGCUAUACGGAGGAAGCCAAGUCCGGUACUUAUUACAAGGAUCAUCUCCCGCUGCUCGGCCAACCGGUAAUGACUAUACCGGAUAAUGGAAACAGCUCGACAUCAGCCAGGGGUGGUGUCACCACUACGUCUAGUCCUCACCAUCUAACGUUUAAUGUCGGUGACAGGGUGAAAGUGUUGCUUGAAGUCGACACCUUAAAGGAGAUGCAGGAUUCAGGUCACGGCGGGUGGAAUCCGCGAAUGGCCGAGUGCAUAGGAAAGAUUGGCACGGUGCACCGAAUUACAGACAAGGGAGACAUUCGCGUCCAGUAUGAAGGUUGUAAUAAUAGAUGGACUUUCCAUCCAGGCGCUUUGACAAAAGUUACCAGUAAGGACGCGUUCGUCGUCGGCGAUGUGGUCCGAGUGAAGACCGAUCUGACUGCCGUUAAGCAUUACCAACGCGGUCACGGCGAAUGGAUAGAUGUAAUGAAAAACGCUCUGGGGAAAACUGGAAAAGUAAAGAAAAUCUAUUCCGAUGGCGACUUGCGUGUAGCGUUAGAUAGUCAUACGUGGACGUUUAAUCCGCUAAGUGUUGUUCUUGUUCCUGCCGGGACGAACGUGGCUGCUACGCACUGUGAUGCAAAUAUAAUUAGAGAUCGCUCAGCCGAAAGCACUGAUAGCGAAGUAGAGAAAUUGUUGAGGGAUGCAGCUAGGGGCGAGGCCGGUGUUACCGCUGUACGUGAAUUCCUGAAAAAGUAUCCGGGCAGGGUAGACGCGCGUGCUCCCGGCGGUGGCAAGAAAACGUGUUUACAAGUAGCCGCUCACCAAGGCCAGCGUGACCUCUGCAAUCUUCUUCUGGACGUCGGUGCCUCUCUACGGGCGGUAGACGAGGAUGGAGAUACACCCCUGCAUUAUGCAGCAUUCGGCAAUCAACCGGAAGUGAUGGAAUUAUUGUUAUCUCGAGGUGCAACUAUUAACGCCGUCAACAAUGGUAGAUGUAGUGCCUUGCACGUAGCAGUGAACAAACAACAUGCGCAGUGCGUGAAGACGCUGUUGCGUUAUCACUGCGAUGUCAAUCUGCAGGACUCUUACGGCGACACGGCGCUGCACGAUGCGAUUGGAAAGGACGCGCUCGAUAUAAUUGAUGCACUGUGCGCUUGUGAGAGAGUCGACUUCACACUACGGAACAAACGUGGCUUCAAUGUCCUGCAUCAUGCUGCACUCAAAGGCAACGCUCACGCAACGGAGAAAAUAAUUGCACGUGCACGGGACCUAGUGGACGUGAAAAAGGAAGACGGCUUCGCAGCGUUGCACUUGGCGGCAUUGAACGGCCACACAGAAGUCGCGGCGAUACUCCUGUCGCAGAACGGCGGCCGUGCAAAAGUCGAUUUGCGCAACAAUCGGCAACAGACACCAUUACAUCUGGCGACUUCGCAGGGACAUUGGUCACUGGUCGAAUUAUUAGUGCAUCACAAUGCAAACCUCGCCUGUGCAGAUGAGGACGGCGAUUCUGUACUGCAUAUUGCAAUCGCCAAAAGCCCGAAUCAACAAACCGUUGUGCCCAGUACCGAAAACAGGGAUUCGCCGCUUAUAUACACAAUCUGGCAGGCCCUGGCGAGGCAAUGUGCAAAGACUGAAUUAGCAUUAGCUUGUUUCUUGGUGAGCGUAGAUUAUAGCUGCACGCUUCUUGACAAGGUGAAAAACCACAAGGAAAAGACGCCGCUCGAUCUCCUGGAAGCUGACCCGCAGGCCGCUCAACUCGUCCAACUUUUACGAUCUUACCAACUAAAUACCAGCAGAGUAGAAAUAGAAGACAAUCCACCGAGCGGUUAUGUAGAACCACUUACGUAUCGGAUAGAUAAUAUGUCGCCGUCAGAAGGAAUGCGUGACGCGAGGAAGAGCAUACCGGGUGCCGGCGACGAAGCGGAAUGUCGGGAUUGUUCAAGGGUCGUACCCGGUACGAAGCAAGAGAACCGAUUUGAUUCUGACAGUGCACUCGUUGGUUGUGCACAUUGCGGCCACUCGAUCGUUAAGAAGCAAAUGAUUCAAGACGGUCAACUAGCGGCAGGUGAGGUCUCCAUAGCUAAUCCGGAAGACAAGUCGAAAGGUCUGUCGCCCGAAGCCAAACGCAAGGAAGAGAUCAGCGAGAGGGAGAAAGACAAGGACUUGGAGCGACUGCGUUACCUAGAGACCAGAGUCGCGGACCUCGAAGAGGCGAAUAUGUGCAGCAUUUGCAUGGAACGUCGCCGUAACGUCGCCUUUCUUUGCGGUCAUGGCGCGUGUGAACAUUGCGCCGCGCCGUUGAAGACCUGUCAUAUGUGCCGUAAAACGAUCACGAAGAAGAUCAAUCUGUAUUAGAAAAGAUCCUUAACGAUCAAACGUUUAUCGAUCAAGAUGCUGAUAUCAGUUUUCUAGAGGGACACGCGCGUGUAGAGAUGUUGUCUCGAGUAGAAGAGGGAUCGAUAUUUCGGCAGAUGAUAGUAAUCUAAUUAGACUCGUAAUUUGUAAAACGAGUCCAGCAUGGACUCGCGUUUUAGUUCUGGACGGCCGACAAAUUGCGAUUGUCUUAUGAAUUCGAUUGGAAAUUAGUAUUGUAUAACUAGUUUUGUAUCAUUUUAUUGACUACAGGGAGCGUUUGAAAAUGAACGUAAAAAAUGAUCUUAAAUGAAAACGUAAAAAAUGAUCUUAAAUGAAAAUGAAUUAUAUAAUAUUGGUAUUAGUGAGCACUAGAGUAUCCAGUCGAAUUCGCUGUCAAAAACACGCAAGUGAGUGGCAAUAAACGGAGAAUAAUCGAA